AUCUAAAUUGAUGUAGAUAAAUAGAUGUACUUUAUUUUUGUAACACACAGUUUCAGAAGCAUCAUCGGGGAUUUUUCACUCAAACCGUUAAGUUUGAAUUUAAUGUUUAUCUAAAUUAAACUUGUACAUUAAAAAAAAAAAAUAGGCAUUUUCUGAAUUUUUUUUAACGUUAUCACUCAGGCUUUGUUCCUUUGAUGAAUGUCACUGAAGGUCACCAAAGCAGCAGCCAUAUACCUUUGAAGUCUGUCCCUACAUAAGCGUCAGUUUUCAGUCAGUUUUCAGUCAGUUCUCUUCGGAAUACUUGGCUCGUUGCACCUGAACUCUGUUCUUGCUCCUGAACUCUGUUCUUGCUCCUGAACUCGUUUCUUUGGAUUUGCCUUUAAGAGAACUACGAUUGAUUUGAAUCAACAUGAUCCCAACACACGUGGUCUUUCUCAGCGCUGCCUCCUACGAGUCCGUCAGCUGCGUCACUGCAAACUUUCAAGCCUUCGUGACGGAUCUGAGUCACGAGGACUUGGACGUUGAGGAGAACCUGCAGGAAAUGGUUGAGCUCAUUUUCAAGAGGGCCGUGAAGAAACCAGACUCUGCUGCAGUCUUCGCGGAGCUGUGUCAACACCUCUCAGAAGUGGAGUUCCAAUCCUUGUCUGACUGGUCAGCCAGCGUCUCCUUCAGGUCUCUGCUGGUUAAACACUGCCAGGCAGAGUUCAUGAAAAACUUGGACAAGGAGGGCAUUCAUCAAAAGAGUUGGUCCUGCCUGAAGCCAGUCCAGGACUUUCACUUCAAGCUGUGA
Molecule: messenger RNA, 790 nt
Organism: Pleuronectes platessa (European plaice)
Lineage: Eukaryota; Metazoa; Chordata; Actinopteri; Pleuronectiformes; Pleuronectidae
Product: polyadenylate-binding protein-interacting protein 1
Exons: 3
Coding region: 410-790 (126 amino acids)
Molecular function (GO): protein binding; RNA binding
Source: RefSeq, a predicted model, not a curated record